GGUAAACGAAAGUAAGAAAGCAGCCACCGGCUCCAGACUUGAUCGUGAUUAGUUUUUGGAAGUCGCUGGGAAAAAGCUUACAGAAUAAUUCUACAUUCGUUGAGUUUCUGCACGAUGGAGAGUAAAGUUGAUCUGAAUGUUUUAUGUGAAGAACUACAACCACAAAAGGAUGUGCCCCCUGGAAAGAACGGGGAGACCUAUUCUCGUCAAGAUUCAGAAGAAAGAAAUCGACACGCCAUGGUUGUUCUUUUUUCACUAAACGAAGAAGUGGGAGCUCUAGCUGAAGCCCUCAAAAUAUUCAAGGAAUAUAAGAUAAAUUUGCACCACAUCGAGUCACGGUCAUCCAAACGGUUAGACAAUGACUACGAAUUUAUGGUUGAAUGCGACACACGAUCAGGGAACAUCAACGAAGCCAUAGAAGAACUACGUACCAAAUCGCAAUAUAUGACGGUAAUUUCAAGGGAUCACAAAGAAAUUGAAACUGCCGCUGUUCCCUGGUUCCCUCGCAAAGUCAAGGAACUGGAUAUGUUCGCGAACCACAUUCUUACUUAUGGAUCAGAGCUAGAUGCUGACCAUCCGGGAUUCACCGAUCCUACUUACAGAGCUAGGAGGAAAUAUUUUGCAGACAUUGCGUUCCACUACAGACAUGGUCAAAUCAUACCGAGAGUCAAAUACACAGAUGAAGAAACGAAAACAUGGGGCACAGUCUUCAAAGAGCUCACAAAAUUAUAUCCCACACAUGCCUGCAGAGAACACAAUCACAUAUUUCCUCUAAUGAUUGAAAACUGUGGAUACAGAGAAGACAACAUACCACAGCUGGAAGAUGUUUCCAACUUCUUGAAAGAUUGCACUGGCUUUACACUACGCCCGGUUGCUGGUCUUUUAAGCUCUAGAGAUUUUCUAGCGGGUUUGGCAUUUAGAGUAUUUCAUUCAACACAGUACAUAAGGCAUCCAUCAAAACCUUUCUACACACCAGAACCAGAUGUGUGUCACGAACUUCUGGGCCAUGCUCCACUGUUUGCAGACCCAGAUUUUGCAAGAUUUUCUCAAGAGAUCGGCCUUGCGUCUCUUGGCGCUCCAGACUGCUACAUCGAGAAGCUGGCCACUUGUUAUUGGUUUACCGUUGAAUUUGGACUUUGUAAGCAGAAUGGCAAAGUAAAGGCUUAUGGAGCAGGACUACUUUCAUCUUAUGGUGAACUGGAAUACAGUUUAAGUGGAAAACCAGAAAUUAGGGAUUUUGAUCCUCCCAAGACGGGUGUACAAAAGUACCCCAUCACAGAGUACCAGCCAAUUUACUACUUAGCUGAAAGUUUUGAUGACGCCCAACGAAAAGUCAGGGAAUUUGCUCUCUCCAUACCACGCCCAUUCACAGUACGUUACAACGCAUACACUCAGAGCAUCGAAAUUCUUGACGCUAAGCCUCAAGUUGCUUCGCUCGCAAGAGAUUUACAAGCUGAAAUGGAAUUGCUGCUUGAUGCACUGAGGAAAAUUUGAAGAAUUCUGCGUCUGAUCAUAGGUUUGAGGAAUCAACAUUAUUUUUGAACUGAAUAAAUGCUUGUAAGAUGAACAAAUACCAUGUACAACUUAUAGAAAUUAUUAGUUUAUAAAAAAAAAAAUUAAAAAUAUCACAGCUGGUGGAGCGUAAUUUAUAAAUCAUCACAGAUAAAGUUUUUGUUGGUCUUUCGAAAACCAAAUCUUUUUAUUGUUAACAAUUUAUAUUGUUAAAGAAUUACAUUGUGAACAAUAAGCUCUGUGAUGUUCAUACGUAGAAAACUAGUUUAUAAGUGACGUUCAAUUUGAUCAUAACUCUUAUAAAUUUUAAAGCCUGUUAUUAGAACUUGAAUGCUUUCCAUUAGCAAGUCAUGACUUGCUGCAAAGUCUAAUACCUAUGUACAUCAUAACAGCCGAUUAGAAUAGCAGUAAUAAAUUGUAAACGAAAAACUAAAGAUGUUAACUUGAUCAAGUAAUUAUUUAAUUAAUAAAUCGAAAAAAAAACUUGAUUCGUUCAUACUAAAAUAUAAUUACCGAUUAAAUAUAAUAAAGGCAAUCAUUCUUAUGAAGUACACUUCAAUAAAACGAAUUCUUAGCAAAAUAUUUUCUUAUCGUUUCAGCUAUUACAUGCCAUCAAUUUUCAUUGUAUCAUUAACUUUACAUCCUUUAUAAAUUUCCUCAUUUUUGCUCAUGGAAAACGUGGAUUAUUUAUUACCUAUAUAUUUAUUUCAAUGAUUUCAUACAUUCUGAGCUACUUGCAGGGCGAAAUAAACAGGUUAUCAAUUUGAGUCAUGCUACAGCAAAAUCCCAUAAGAGAGAAUACCAAUAACAACGAAAUAACUACUGUUCAAGCGAAAUUAAUUUUCGAUCCCGUUUCACUGGCCACUGCAUUUCUCAAAUUCCAUUAUAACGAAAUUUCCGUUACAAUGACCAAAUUGUGUUGCCCCCUUGAAUUUCGCUGUAACGAGAUUCAACUGAAUCGAUUAUUUCAGAAAGGGCAUAAGUAAAAUGGAUUCCCGUAAGACUUACGCCCUUUCUGAAAUAAUCGAUUCAGCCGCAUGUAAUUACCACAUUACAGUAUAUACUCGCGGAUAAGUCGCCCACCCCCUCCCUAUUUUUAACAGAGAAAUCAGGAAAAAAUCGUAAGUCGAGUCCCUACCUAUGGGAAAAACGGGAAGGUUUUGCCACUAAUUUUGAAUUUAACGUUAUAAAAGGAGGAAAUGAAAUAUAAUGAACAUUUUUAUGUUAAAAAACAUCUGAUUUUUAAUCUUUUGCACCAAAAGGGUUCACUUUUGCGAUCGCAAUUUUUGUAAAGAGUUUAACUUCGCUUUUACGAUUUUAUUUUACUGGUUUCUCUUAUUUCGAUUUUAUAACAAUAAAAAUUUAUGCUGU
Messenger RNA from Uloborus diversus, 2883 nucleotides. RefSeq names its product protein henna-like. Gene Ontology annotation, biological process: L-phenylalanine catabolic process; L-tyrosine biosynthetic process. Bases 115 to 1494 code for a protein of 459 amino acids. The transcript is spliced from 13 exons. Gene Ontology annotation, molecular function: iron ion binding; phenylalanine 4-monooxygenase activity. Lineage: Eukaryota; Metazoa; Arthropoda; Arachnida; Araneae; Uloboridae. The record is from RefSeq and is a predicted model, not a curated record.